UUUUUUAAUUAUUUAUUUUUUAAUAUGCUUUAAGGAUCAUUCGUAGAGUUAAAAAACUCCUGUUAAUGUAUUUGUAGAUUGAUAAUUUCUCUAGAGAAUGGGCUGGGCUGUGAAAACUACCAUUGGGAGGUAAAACCGAGGAACAGUAAAACCAAACCUGGCUGAACAAGCGAACGAGUCGAGAACUAGAAGGAAAGUCCGUGCUUUUGGUUUUUAGGUUUUAGCUAUUUCAGACUUUCAGAUCCGACUGGCCAACUACCGGACUUAACAGAACAGGACCCACAAACUAAAGAAAACAAAACAAGUUAACUUAUGUUUACUGUUGGGCGGACAAAUCAAAGCAAUGGCCUCCUGCAAAACCAAAAUCUACCUUGUAUGCUCUUAACACUUUAACAUUGGCUUUUCUUCCAACUUGUUUCCCUAUUUCCAUUUUCCAGUUUGUUGUUGAAGAAGUUAAAAUGCAGGUACCGAUGUCAAAACCUUCAAUCUCAGCUUCAAUUCCCAUCCCAAAACCUCAUAAACCAUCAUGGUCGUAUUCACAGGUGAAAAUCCGAUGUGAAUCUUUAGAUUCAGCGUCGAAGAUUGAUGUCGAAAGACCGCAAUCAACGAAGCUGAUGGACUCGGGCUCCAAAAACGGGCCUUACCCAGGUGGGAUUCCAAAGAUGGGGCCUUUUACGGGCAGAGAUCCUAACGUGAAGAAGCCGGAGUGGCUGAGGCAGAAAGCUCCUCAAGGGCAGAGGUUUGAAGAGGUUAAACAAUCUCUCUCUCGCUUGAAUCUCAAUACUGUUUGCGAAGAAGCACAGUGCCCCAACAUUGGAGAGUGUUGGAAUGGGGGUGGGGAUGGCAUUGCAACUGCAACAAUAAUGUUGCUUGGGGAUACUUGCACACGGGGUUGCCGAUUUUGUGCUGUUAAAACCAGUAGGAACCCGGCACCGCCUGACCCCAUGGAACCCGAAAAUACAGCUAAGGCCAUUGCGAGUUGGGGUGUGGAUUACAUUGUUUUGACUAGUGUAGAUCGUGAUGAUUUACCUGAUGGUGGAAGUGGACAUUUUGCUCAGACAGUCCAAGCAAUGAAGAAACUUAAGACAGAGAUCAUGGUUGAGUGUUUAACUUCUGACUUCCAAGGUGAUUUGAAAGCUAUAGACACUCUGGUACACUCAGAAUUAGAUGUCUUUGCUCACAACAUUGAAACUGUGAAACGGCUACAAAGAAUUGUCAGGGAUCCUCGGGCUGGUUAUGAGCAGAGCUUGUCAGUUCUGAGACAUGCAAAGCUCAGCAAAGAAGGAAUGAUAACAAAAUCUUCUAUAAUGCUUGGCCUUGGUGAAACUGAUGAAGAGUUAAAGGAAGCCCUUGCUGAUUUAAGGGCUAUAGAUGUUGAUAUUCUUACACUUGGACAAUAUCUACAGCCAACACCACUCCAUUUGACUGUCAAAGAAUAUGUUACACCUGAAAAGUUUGCUUUCUGGAAGGAAUAUGGGGAGUCGAUUGGAUUUCGUUAUGUAGCUAGCGGGCCUCUGGUUCGAUCCUCAUAUAGAGCAGGGGAGCUCUUUGUUAAGACCAUGGUGAAAGAAAGGGCCAACCAGACUGCUGCUUCAUCCAAUUGACCUUCUGGCCUUUGAUUCUGAUCUUUCAAUGUUCUGGCUAAGUGUACUGACAGGGCAUGAGCAUUGGGAGCAACCAGUGUGAUGGAUCUAAACACUGUAGGGCUAUUGUUACAUAUGUAUUCAUUUUUCUCUGAUAAUUUUUUGCAUACAACCGUCAAUUUGUUUGAUAUCUCAUAAAAGUUUUAUUUAGAUUAAUUUCAGUAAAGUUUUAUUGUUUUAUACAGGAACCCGAUUGUUGAAAAGACUUUGUAGAAGUAGGUAGAGGGUGUUUAAAUUGUAUUUUCAUUUUCCCUUGUGCUUACAAACCAAGUUAUUCCAUUUUUAAUAAAUUGCAAAAGGUUUGAGGAGUUAA
Messenger RNA from Durio zibethinus, 1956 nucleotides. Its product is annotated as lipoyl synthase 1, chloroplastic-like. Gene Ontology annotation, molecular function: lipoate synthase activity; 4 iron, 4 sulfur cluster binding. The record is from RefSeq and is a predicted model, not a curated record. Gene Ontology annotation, cellular component: chloroplast; mitochondrion. Lineage: Eukaryota; Viridiplantae; Streptophyta; Magnoliopsida; Malvales; Malvaceae. Gene Ontology annotation, biological process: lipoate biosynthetic process.